CAGCCAGAUUUGCAGUCCUGCCUCGACUCCUGUGGCAGCAUCCCCGGAUGCAUUGGUGUGUCGUAUACUGCAACAUCCGGCUCGUGCUCUUACAAAAGCAGCGUCCUCAACCGUGUGGGCUCCUCAACUUCAGAUUCAGCCAUCUUGGCAGACUACAUCUGCCCUGGCGCCGAUGGCACCCGAUUAGUGGACUCUUCUGGAUCAGUCUAUGAGAUUCUCUGCAACACAUUCUUCCCUGCGAGCAGCAAUAUUACCUCAAGUUUGGCGACGAGUGACCUAGCAUCUUGCUCUGAAAUAUGCUCGGGUACUAACAGUUGUUCAGGCUUCACAUUCCAGAAUGGAUCAUGUACGCUAGUCAGUAACAGAAACUCGAACGACGGCAUCCUGCAGAUGAACGUAGCCACUGCGAUCUUGAUAGCGAAAAGGGUCGCGCAAGUCGUAUCGAGUGGCAUGGUCCCAUACAGAAGCACAAGUCUAGUUAGAUCCCUGCCG
Aureobasidium namibiae CBS 147.97 is the source of this 492-nucleotide messenger RNA. RefSeq lists its product as uncharacterized. The record is from RefSeq and is a predicted model, not a curated record. NCBI's taxonomy places the organism in Eukaryota, Fungi, Ascomycota, Dothideomycetes, Dothideales, Saccotheciaceae. The transcript has a single exon. The annotation marks the transcript as partial.